AUUUAAUUAUUAAAUGCAUAUAUAUAGUAUAAGUUUUACGAACGAUUUAAUUUAUAGUAAAAAUUGAUAUUUUGUCCGAAAUAUUAUAAUUAUUUAAUUAAAACAUAAAAUAUUAAACGUGUAUACUAGUAAAAACUUAAAUCUCAAACAAAUAGCAUGUUUGAUCAAAGUAUCAUUGGAAUAUGUUUUUGUGUCUGCUUAGCAAUAGUUUUCAAUUUUUCUUUACAUCGAAUAGAAGAAGGUCAUGUUGGUGUAUAUUUUAGAGGUGGUGCAUUAUUACCUCAAGUUAGCAAUCCUGGAUUUCAUAUGAUGAUACCUUUAUUAACAACAUAUCGUGCUGUUCAAGUUACAUUACAAACAGAUGAAGUAAAAAAUGUUCCAUGUGGAACAAGUGGUGGUGUAAUGAUUUAUUUUGAUCGUAUAGAAGUUGUAAAUAUAUUAGAUGCAAAUAGUGUUUAUAAUAUGGUAAGAAAUUUUACAGCAGAUUAUGAUCAAACAUUAAUAUUUAAUAAGAUUCAUCAUGAAUUAAAUCAAUUUUGUUCUGUACACACAUUACAUGAGGUAUACAUAGAUUUGUUUGAUCAAAUAGAUGAAAAUUUAAAAACUGCUUUACAAAAGGAUUUAAAUGAUUUAGCACCUGGUUUAAGUAUUCAUGCAGUUAGAGUUACUAAACCAAAAAUUCCAGAAACUUUGAGAAAAAAUUAUGAAUUAAUGGAAGCAGAGAAAACAAAACUUUUAAUAUCAAUUCAACAUCAGAAAGUUGUUGAAAAAGAUGCAGAAACAGAUAGAAAAAAAGCUGUUAUUGAAGCAGAAAAAGAAGCACAAGUAGCAAAAAUACAAUUUAAUCAAAAAAUUAUGGAAAAAGAAUCUUUACAACGAAUAGCAGCAAUUGAAGAUGAAAUGCAUUUAGCAAGACAAAAAAGUCAUUCUGAUGCUGAAUAUUACCAAACAAAAAUGCAAGCUGAAGCAAAUAGACUUUUGCUUACCAAAGAAUUUUUAGAAUUAAAAAAAUAUGAAGCAUUAGCACAGAAUACAAAAGUAUAUUAUGGUCAAGAUAUACCAAAAAUGUUUAUGUAUGGAGGUUGCUCAAGUGAUGAUAGUACAAAUUCACGUAUAGAAAUUCAAAAAUAAUAAUUAUAGAAAUACAUAACUUUUUUUUUAAAUAUUAUAUGAUGAAAUAGUUAUUUUAUUUAUGUUUAUAUGUAAUCAAUUAAAAUAUAAUUUAUCAAUUUUUUUG
Molecule: messenger RNA, 1237 nt
Organism: Apis laboriosa (Himalayan honeybee)
Lineage: Eukaryota; Metazoa; Arthropoda; Insecta; Hymenoptera; Apidae
Product: erlin-1-like
Exons: 5
Coding region: 157-1131 (324 amino acids)
Biological process (GO): SREBP signaling pathway
Cellular component (GO): endoplasmic reticulum; endoplasmic reticulum membrane
Molecular function (GO): cholesterol binding; ubiquitin protein ligase binding
Source: RefSeq, a predicted model, not a curated record